This is a messenger RNA of Pteropus alecto (black flying fox), 4596 nucleotides long. It is a transcript of the gene ECT2L, whose product is annotated as epithelial cell transforming 2 like. Gene Ontology annotation, molecular function: guanyl-nucleotide exchange factor activity; protein binding. NCBI's taxonomy places the organism in Eukaryota, Metazoa, Chordata, Mammalia, Chiroptera, Pteropodidae. The transcript is spliced from 20 exons. The coding region runs from base 1 to 2754 and encodes 917 amino acids. The record is from RefSeq and is a predicted model, not a curated record.
AUGUCAGCUCGGGAUUCUUCCAGGAAAACGCUGGAGAUGGAGAGCUUCCACCGGAGAUUCAGUGCCUGGACACCAUUUACCAACAAGUCGUUAAAUAGACAGGUGAGUUACAUACUAGUGGCCCUUAUAAGUCACUGGUUCGACCUCUGGACUAACAAGCAACGUCAAGAAUUCUUAUUCACGAUAUUUUUACGAUGCACUAAAUCACAAUUAAGAUUUGUCCGAGACCAGUUUUCAGAAAGGAUGCAAGUGGCCAAAGUGGAUUUCUCUACAGUGUUACCACGCUUCAUUUCUCUCUAUAUCUUUUCCUUUCUGAAUCCGAAAGAUUUGUGUGCAGCUGCACAAGUCAGCUGGCCCUGGAAGUUUUUAACUGAACAGGAUUGCUUAUGGAUGCCCAAAUGCAUCAAGGUUGGAUGGUUUCUGCCCUACACGCCGACAGAACGUGAAUAUGGGGCUUGGAAGCAGCAUUAUGUGGCGUGUGUGUCCAACUUAGAUUGGCUGACACCUAGGGAAGCCGCUGCUAUUUACGGAACCCUGAACGAACCCAAAACAGCAGAUGAGGAGCUACAGGAGAGACAAAGAGAAAAGUGCCUAAGGAAAAUAAUUUGGGAGAAAAUUGCACUGCAUAAGAAGGAGUUAUUCAGAGUUCGACCCCCUUGGGUGAGCGGAACAUGCUGCUCUAGAUUGUUCAAAUCCAAACACCAGCCACGUCUCUCCCAGACUCUGAGGGAUCGAGUGGGAUUACAUGAGGCUUUGGAGAAACAGCUUGUUUUGGCAUCCUUAGAAGCUUUGCCCAAGCGAAGCAAUAUUUCUGGAAGCCAUUCCUACCCUUUAUUAUCAAAGAAAAAUCGGUGUGGAGUUUAUAAAAAUGAUAACAGCCCUUCAUAUGCUUUCCAGCCACACUUCAUAUUAAUAUCAUCUCGGAUUCCUGCAUAUGAGAUGGUGGUGGACAGUGUUAAGGCAGGUAUCAUUUCUGUGGUAUAUGAACACAGUGGCAUAACCUUGGAGAGCCUGCUUUAUCUCAUAGAAAAAGCUCUGGAUGGGCAGAAGGCACAGAGUAUGGGAAUAUUUAGCGAUGGAGAUAGCAGAGAAAUCAAUUUACUCCAAGGCUAUAAAAUUGGUAUUAAAAAUUUACUGAGGCCUGAAGUGAGAGACUUCUGGGAGAAACUGGGAAGCUAUGUGGCCCCUAAAGAAGAAGGGGGUCAUGUGGACCUCUUUGUGCCUCUUGGAGCAUCAGAGGCAGGACUAGAAGUUCUUUCUCAGCUGUCUCAGCUAACUGGCACGUUAUUUACUGCUCCCACUGGGAUUGCAACUGGCUCUUACCAACACAUUCUUAGUGACUGGCUGGGACAGCAGCAGGAAGGGGCUCCCCCGUUCAUCUACUUCAGCGAAUCAAAGUUGCAGACGUGGUCCAGCUUCACGGACUUCCUGGAAGACACCUUGAAAGCAGUAAGGAAACAGUUACGUCCGGUCUUCAAGGGGCUGCAGAGGAACAUCGGUGGCAGGAUGAUAGGACAGUUUAUGUUUGACACAAUGAGUAUGACUAACAUUCUGAAUAACCAAGAAAUUGCACAAGCUCUGGCAGACGGAUUGAUGGAGCUUUCAAAAGAAAAUUCUGAAAGAAACGUUUUAGAAGACAAUCCUCAGGACGAAAAAUCAAGUGUCAGCAAAAAUGACCUAAAGUUUGAGCAGCUGGUUCAGCUGGAAAGAAAGCUCCAGAUGGACUCGGCUGCGAAACGAACCAGAGUUGUCAGGGAACUCUUACAGAGUGAGAGAAAAUAUGUGCAGAUGAUGGAAAUUGUGAGAGAUGUUUAUGUAACCCCACUGAAAGCAGCACUGUCAUCAAACAGAGCAAUUUUGAGCACCGCAAAUAUCCAGAUCAUUUUCUCGGAUAUUCUGCGCAUUUUAAGUCUCAACAGGCAGUUUCUAGAUAACCUGAGAGACAGACUGCAGGAAUGGAGCCCAGCUCACUGUGUGGGAGAAAUAUUCAUAAAGUUUGGAAGCCAGUUGGACAUCUACACCAAUUUCUUCAACAAUUAUCCUGUUGUUCUGAAAACUAUUGAGAAGUGCAAAGAAAUGAUACCAGCAUUCCGAGCUUUCUUGAAGAGGCACGAUAACACAAUUGUUACCAAAAUGUUGAGCCUGCAGGAGCUGCUCUUGUACCCAUCCCGAAGGUCUGAAGAAUAUAUUAAUCUUCUCUACGCUCUGAGACUUCAUACUCCUGCAGAACAUGUUGACCGUGGGGACUUGACCACUGCAAUUGACCAAAUCAAAAAACAUAAAGGUUAUCUAGAUCAGAUGAAGCAAAACAUCAGCAUGAGAGAUCAGCUGUCAGACAUACAGAGAACCAUCUGGGGGUGCCCUACUCUAUCAGAAGUAAACAGAUAUCUGAUUAGGGUCCAAGAUGUAGCCCAGCUUCAUUGCUGUGAUGAGGAAAUAAGUUUCUCUUUAAGGUUUUAUGAACAUACCCACGAUCUCAGUCUUUUCCUCUUCAACGAUGCACUGCUUGUUUCUAGUCGGGGCACCUCUCAUACUCCAUUUGAAAGGACUUCAAAAUCAACCUACCAGUUCAUUGCAUCAGUGGCCCUUCAUAGGUUACUCGUAGAAGAUAUUCCAGAUUCCAAAUAUGUCAAGAAUGCAUUUAUUCUUCAAGGUCCAAACCAUGAAUGGAUUUGUGCUACAGAAGUCGAGGAUGAUAAGUUCCUGUGGUUGUCGGUACUCCAAAGUGCAAUCAGAAGUGCUAUGGAGAAGUGAGGCUAAACCACCUCUUAGUAGUUACUUUUCAUGGACAGUAUUUAUAUAGAGUUACUUGAAUGACAAAACCUAUGACAUAACAAGGAUAUUAUAAAGUUUUGUUUCAUGAUCUAAUAAAAAAAAUCAGAAUGAAAAGUGUUUCUUAAAUGAUCCAUCUAGAAACAUUUUAAUUUGUUGAUUUUCCAAUCAUCUUUAACAUUUUCAUGAAAUACUGAUUUAAAAAUGUAUAAACAUAAAUGGCAAUUUACUCAAAAACUUGUCACAUAUACCCUUAAUAUAAAUGUACUCUUCCAGAGAGCAUUAAAAAUAUAGCACUAUUAAGUACUAAAAAGUUUUCUGUAAUUUUUGUGUUCUUUGGUUGCAAAAUUAAAUUCUUAGACCAUCCAAAUCAGAAACUUUAAAAAUUUGUGACAUUGUUAAAAUUAGAAAGCUGUCAGAAAAACCCUGAAACUUCCAAAAAACAAAAAUAAACGGAAGUGUAGCAAAACUUGCCUGUAAUGGAAUUUAGAUGCAUAAAAAUGAAGAAAUUAAAACAAAUCUGUUUCAAAACAGAGAAACAGCAAAAUAGGUGGAGUAAUUUUCUGAACCUUUAAAGCCUUCUUUUAAUUAUUUAACAAACUGAAGCUAUAACCUGUUAGCCACUUGGAAACUUUAGCUGAUAUAUGUAGUAAUAACAUUUUAUUUAGUUAAUGGUAGAUAAAAAUUACAUUAAUCUUGGAAGCAUUCUGUUGUCAGUUUCCUUUUUGCUUCAUAUUCUCCUUUAAGGUAAUAAAAUCUAUUAGUACAGUUUAGGAUUGUGAACAUUUUAAACAUUUUCUUUUUUCAACGAUGAAAAUAUAAAUUUCUUCUAAUUCUUAAAAAUUUAAAUUGUUAAAAACUGUACAAAACUUAAAAUAUUAGGCUGUUUUAUUAGUGUAAAAUUACUCUUUUGAUUCUGUAUGAUAUAUCCAUGCAGUUUUACAUUUAUGGUCCUAUAGACAAAAUAAACCAUUAAAGGGAACAUCUGCUGUUAGUCAGCAAUGAAUGAAAAUUUACAAAUGCGACCAAAAUGGUAUAAAACAAAUCCUAAGACUGUAUCAUCCUGACUAGGACACACAUCACACUCUUUGUUAAUAGGAAAAACCUGUCUAUGUGGGAAAGAAUAAGUGACAAGAUAGUUGAAGGUAAACUAAAAAUCGUAAGGAAUUUCCAUUUAUUUUGUGAAUAAUGUCCUCAGAAGUUUAAAACAUAUUACUUGAAAAAUGAUCUCUGUAGAGACUGAUGAGUGUAAGCUUUUUGUUGAGAGUUAAGUGCAUAAAUCAUGCAAGAAGUAGCGAUGUUUGCAAGUGGAUGGUAUUUAUGUUGUUUGAAAACUUUCCCUUCAUUUUUAGGGUACAAUUAAGAAAGGUCUGUCUUCACAGCUAUUUCAUAGCUAUUUGCUGCUAAAUUAAAAUCUCAUGCAUAAAAAUUUUAGGUCACUGGUGAAACUGAUCAAAUUUUCAUAAAGAAAAUAUAGAAUCUGACCCUCAUGUUGACAUGCAAAAGUCUGAAAAAGUACCACAUGAUGCCAGAAGAAUGAUGAUUACUGCAGAGCUUAUGGGUGAAGAAUGCUCAUCCAAUAUAGUUCUUUCAAAUUAAAAAUUAAAUAGGAAACUAAUUUUAAAGAUUUUCACAAAACAAAUAUAGGUUUAAAAAUUUUCACAAAACAAAUAUAGGUGCUUUAUGUGAAACAUUUAACCUAAAAGACAAAUUGAGUUUACUUAAUUUUGUCUCUUUUUACAAAUUAUUCCUGAGUCUGUGCUUGAGAUGUAUAGAGGAGCCCAUUCUGUAAAUCAAAUCGUGUGAAGUUUUGAUCACAUAAGU